UGAUCUCACAGUUAAUUUAUCAUAACAUUUGUUUUUGGUGCAUUCAAAAAAUGGCUGGGAUUGUAGUGAUUUUUGACUUUGACUCAACAAUCAUUGAGUGUGAUAGUGAUAAUUGGGUGCUUGAUGAGACCGGUUUAACUGAAAAGUUCUAUCAGCUUCUUCCUAGCACGCAUUGGAACCCUCUAAUGGAUAAGAUGAUGAAUGAACUUCAUUCACAAGGGAAAACCAUUCAAGACAUUGUACAAAUUCUGAGUAGGACACCAAUGCAUCCUCGCAUUGUCCCUGCUAUUGAGGCAGCUUAUUCUCUUGGGUGUGACCUGAAGAUUGUGAGUGACGCAAAUAUUUUCUUUAUUGAGACAAUUCUGAAGCAUCAUGGAGUGUGGAACUGUUUCUCAGAUGUCAUUGCCAACCCCAUCCAUGUUAAUGAAGGGAGGCUCAAUAUUUGUCCAUACCAUGAUUAUCUUAAAUCUUCUCAUGGAUGCAAUCUUUGCCCACCAAACAUGUGCAAGGGAUUGGUGAUAGAAAGGAUCCAAAACUCCCUCGCUGCAGCAGGAAAGAAGAAACUAAUCUAUCUUGGAGAUGGAAAUGGAGAUUUUUGCCCAAGUUUGAGGCUCAAAGAUGGUGACUAUGUGAUGCCUAGAAAGGACUUUCCAUUGUGUGAUUUAGUUUCUAAAAAUUCUAAUAAGAUAAAGGCAGAAGUACAUGGUUGGAGAGAUGGGAAAGAGCUUGAACAUGUUCUGCUCCAUGUUAUCAACAAAGAAAUUGGGGAAGGAAACAACAUUAAUAAUUCUACUCAGAAAGUCUCAGUUGAUUGCAAGAUGGGGCCAAUUGCAAUUGACACUCGUCAACCUUUGCCUAAAGCCCUAUCAGUUCCUCAAUAACUAGUCAGCUACAAUUGCAAGGAAGAAAUUAUUAGAUAGUUAUGUGCCACCACAUAUCUAUACUCCAGAUUAAUCUCUUUAUAACACAUGUUCAAGUAUAUAAGUUACGUAAAAUAUAAUAAUACUUAAUUAUGUGUCAUGUGAAAAUUGGUCUAGAUUAUAAUCUCGGAUCACGUAAUUAAUGAUUUGUCAAAUGCUAAUUUUUUACUAAAGCUGUUAUAGUCUUUUGUAGCCCUCAAAAUAAAAAAUAAGGGCCAUUAUUGUGUCUUGUCAACUUCUGAAUUAUUUUAAGUGCUGUUUCAUUCUCAGGCAAUGUAUGAGACCGUGCUUUGGUCCUUCACGAUAAUUAAAUAUAUUAUGUUGAAUAAAAGUACGAAAGGCUAAAGUAAUUUGUGGUGCA
This is a messenger RNA of Glycine soja, 1281 nucleotides long. Its product is annotated as inorganic pyrophosphatase 2-like. The record is from RefSeq and is a predicted model, not a curated record. The coding region runs from base 51 to 881 and encodes 276 amino acids. The transcript is spliced from 4 exons. Gene Ontology annotation, molecular function: phosphatase activity. NCBI's taxonomy places the organism in Eukaryota, Viridiplantae, Streptophyta, Magnoliopsida, Fabales, Fabaceae.